AGGUCAGCAAAGAGAGAGCGAGAGGGUGGGGUCCUUGUAGCCGCUACCGUUAGCUCAGCAGCGGCUAGGUCGGCUGGCGUGAACCGGAGCAUCCUCCAACAAACAGCAGAGAGAGUAAAACCGCACAAACCGCUCUCAUACAGCCCACGUUUAAUCCGACAGAGGAAAUCUCUUUGAAGACAAAGAGUAUAAAGAUGCCUUCAGCGAUGGUUGGCAACAGUGCUGUCCAGUCUGCCACUCCAGACCUGGGAAAUGGAAAUCAUUGUGAGGCCAUGAAGCAGGUUCUUGGUGUCGUUGACAAGAAGGUUCGCAACAUGGAAAAGAAAAAGUCCAAACUGGAUGACUACCAAGCAAAGAAGGAUAAGGGGGAAAGACUAAAUCAGGAUCAGCUGGAUGCGUUGUCAAAGUACCAAGAGAUCAUCAACAACCUUGAGUUUGCUCGAGAUUUGCAAAAGAGCUUCCUGGCAUUGGGCCAAGAGGUUCAAAAGGCAGUGAAGAAAUCUGCAAGACGGGAACAGCUGCAGCGGGAGGAGAUGGAACAACGGCGGCUGAAGACGGUUUUGGAGCUUCAGUUUUUACUGGACCAGUUAGGCGAUGACAGCGUGAGGCAGGAGCUUAAACGACCUGACGCCACUGGUUCUUCUUUGCUCACUGAUGCUGACCUCACAUCUCUUGAUGAGUUUUACAAACUGGUGGGACCUGACAGGAACUAUGAUGUCAGGUUGACUGACCAAUAUGAAGAACCCUCACUACACUUGUGGGACCUGCUUGAGGGCCGAGACAAGGCUGUGGCAGGAACCACAUACAAGUCACUGAAGGACAUUCUGGACAAAGUGCUGCUGAGUGGUUACUUCGAUAGAGCACAAACCCAUCAAAAUGGGACGUGCGAGGAAGAGGAGGAACAAGAGGAGCAGACGGUGGUGGCUGAGUCUACGGCUGGGAAGCAGCCAUCAGAACCUGAAGGAACAGCUACUGAAAAAUACACAGAGCCAGUUAAAGUGGAAACCACAGAGUUCAUAAACAGACAGUUCAUUCCAGAAACAUCGUACAGCAGUACAGAUAAAGACCAAGUGGAGGAGUGGACAGUGGAGGCUCAGAUGGUGAAUUCCCUCCAGCACCAGCCCCCUGUCCAGCUGGCUACAGAUCCAAAUGUUACUGUGAACCAUGCCUCUCCCACCCCGACCAAUGACCCAGUGGUCAGGAAGCAGGCGGUGCAAGACCUCAUGGCCCAGAUGCAAGGGACGUACAACUUCAUGCAGGACUCCAUGUUGGAGUUUGAUGGCCAGGCUCUGGACCCAGCUAUCGUGUCUGCCCAGCCCAUGAAGCCUGUGCAGACUGUGGACCUGCAGCAGAUGGGCUGCCCCUCAACCCUCUCAGAGUCCAGACUUCCUCAAACAAGUGUAGUGCCUGGACCACCAGAAUCAUCACAAGGCUCGAUGUCUUUGUCAUCUGAGCAGUCCCCCGCCCCAUGUUCUCUGUCCUCUGCCUUCCCACCUGUCUCCAAACCCUCCCACACUGGAGGCAUCAAUGUCAACGCAGCACCCUUCCAGUCAGUGCAAGCGGUAUUUAAUUUGAACGCACCUGUACCUCCAGCGACUGACGGCCAAGCAGAUCCUCUGAAGCAGCCCAGCCAGUUCCCUGGUGGCUAUGGACCGGGGUUUAGCAGCCAGUCAGAGAGUGCUGUCGAACAGCCUGACAUCCCACAGGAGACAUUACAGUCAGUUGUCGGUGGGUUCCAGCCACAAGACCAAGUCAUGCCGACGGCCGGAGGCCAUGAAGAAUCCUCUCCAGGCGCAGGGUUUGGACAGUCGGGACAGUCGUUUUACAACAGCAGGGGUGUGCCCAGAGGUGGACCCAGGAACGCCCGUGGCAUGAUGAACGGUUACCGGGGUUCCUCCAAUGGAUUUAGAGGUGGAUAUGAAGGCUAUCGACCCCCUUUCUCAAAUGCUCCCAGCAGUGGUUAUGGUCAAACCCAAUUUAACACAUCCCGGGACUAUUCCAAUAACACCUACCAGCGGGAGGGAUAUCAGCAAAACUACAAGCGGGGAGCUGGCCAAGGACCUCGAGGUUUGUCCCGAGGAAACGCUCAAGCAAUGCGAUCAUAAAAAGAUCUUAAAGACCACCAAGUCGCGCCACGUUUAACAUUCAGGAUUUUUGAAUGUGUUUGCCCCAGCUCACUUUUAUAACAAUGUUUUCUUUCUCAUUGGUAAUCUUAUUUUUUUUUAACUCCUGGCCUACUUAUCAGAGUCAGUCUGCUUUGGUCUGUCUAGAUCCUCUUAAUGUUUUAACACAAAAUGCUGAACUUCACCACAUGUAGGAUUAUCAGCAAGUCUGUGUGAUAUAAAACAACAAAUAGAUAUUCCUGUAAACUUGAAAGAUUUCAUUAAUUUAUUUUUUGUACAAAAUAAAUGCAAAAAAUACCCUGCCACUGUCGAUCUGAUUCCAUGAAAAUAGUUUUCUUCUGCCCUAUGCUGUCAGCCACUUUUUCCUCUUGAUCUUAUAAUUUUCAUAAAAUCAUUUAAUUUUUUUUUUUUUUUUACACCCCUCUGUCACCUCUUCGCGCCAUCACCUCUUUGUACGCUGAUGUUAUUGGUUGAGACUGUUUCAAUAAAGUUGUGUUCUAUUACCA
Larimichthys crocea (large yellow croaker) is the source of this 2629-nucleotide messenger RNA. It is a transcript of the gene caprin1a, whose product is annotated as cell cycle associated protein 1a. NCBI's taxonomy places the organism in Eukaryota, Metazoa, Chordata, Actinopteri, Sciaenidae. Gene Ontology annotation, cellular component: cytoplasm. Gene Ontology annotation, molecular function: RNA binding. The record is from RefSeq and is a predicted model, not a curated record. Bases 195 to 2105 code for a protein of 636 amino acids. The transcript is spliced from 17 exons.